Messenger RNA from Tachysurus fulvidraco (yellow catfish), 1247 nucleotides. RefSeq names its product phospholipid scramblase 1-like. The coding region runs from base 194 to 901 and encodes 235 amino acids. The transcript has 8 exons. Gene Ontology annotation, cellular component: plasma membrane. Gene Ontology annotation, biological process: plasma membrane phospholipid scrambling. NCBI's taxonomy places the organism in Eukaryota, Metazoa, Chordata, Actinopteri, Siluriformes, Bagridae. Gene Ontology annotation, molecular function: phospholipid scramblase activity. The record is from RefSeq and is a predicted model, not a curated record.
CUUUUUAGUUCCUGAUUCACAGCCCUGAAGACGUGGUUUCACUUUGUCUUCCUUCUCAUAAGUUCCUACGCAGUUCUCUCUGCCAUUUCCACUCCACUAAUAACAUGAAAUCAGGCUAAGAAAAGGAUUUAUUUUGUAUACUGUGUAUGAGGAACCUGUACUUUUGGUCUUGUGUCUUUUCUAGAAAUCAUUCAUGGAUCUAGCCAACUGCGUGGCUCCAGGGGUCCAGGGUUCAGAGAUGAAACCAGUCGGAUGUCCACCAGGGCUGGAGUAUUUAACACAGAUCGACCAGCUUCUCAUUCACCAGAAAGUGGAACUGGUUGAAGCUAUUUUAGGAUGGGAGGCCAACAACAAGUACCUGGUGAAGAACUCGCUCGGGCAGCAGGUCUUUUAUGUGGCUGAGGAGAACGACUGCUGUAACCGGAACUGCUGUGGACCGCUUCGAUCCUUCGUCCUUCACAUCCAGGACAACGUGGGUCAGGAGGUGAUCACGCUCACGAGACCACUACGCUGUGGCAGCUGUUUGUGCCCCUGCUGUCUGCAAGAGCUUGAGAUUCAGUCUCCUCCAGGCACACCCAUCGGGUACGUGGUUCAGACCUGGCACCCUUACUUACCCAAGUACACCAUUCAGAAUGAAAACAAGCAGGACAUCCUGAAGAUCGUAGGACCUUGCUGCACCUGCAAAUGUUGUUCCGAUGUGAACUUUGAGGUUUUGUCGCUGGACGAAACGCAGACCGUGGGCUGCAUCAGUAAGCAAUGGACAGGUGCCUUGCGAGAGGCUUUCACGGACGCCGACAAUUUCGGGAUCCAGUUCCCUCUGGACCUGGACGUGAAGAUCAAGGCUGUGCUUCUCGGAGCCUGUUUUCUCAUCGACUUCAUGUUCUUUGAGCAUAACAAUUAAAAAAAAGAGCUCCUUCCUGUAUGGAGCCAGAGCACAAUGUUUCAGAGCGACAGUCACUGUGUACUGUGUUUAUACGCUCUAAUACAUUAUAGACAAGACAACCAUGAGAACCCAAGAACAAAGGUUUUAUCGCGGGAUGGAUGACAAUGGAUUGUUUUAUUUUCUGCUAGAGAGCAGUACACAUAUACUGAUGUAUGUUUGAAGCACCUUCAUGGCCUCGUUCCCGGUUGCAGAAAACAUCUGGGGUCUAUUUGGUUUGACCAACCAAAAAUGUUCUUGACUACUAUACAAGAACAUCAUCUCUUCUCUAAAUGUCCCUAAUAAAUAUACAACCUGAUGUAAGCCA